Porites lobata is the source of this 842-nucleotide messenger RNA. Lineage: Eukaryota; Metazoa; Cnidaria; Anthozoa; Scleractinia; Poritidae. The record is from the annotation of a GenBank genome assembly.
GUUACUUAUUCCUUGUGUUUUAAGAAAUUUCCACUCACGAUCCCCGACGCCAUUGAAUUAAGGUCACAUUUUUUUCUGUUAUCAAAAAUACGCUUUGACCAGGACUGAUGCGGAUUUCUUCCUUUUGCUUGAGUUUGGCAUUGAUUUCCAAUUGCACUGCUUAUGCCCAGGCACAGGACAGCCGGUACUCACGCUAUGAAGAAUGCUGGUGGAGAAGAGGUCGUGGUUAUUACUGUAUUUACCUUGGCAUUCCAGUAACAUGCUGCGAAGUAGCCGACACGCCGCGGUGUGUGCCCAAGUCAGAAUUGGGAAGCCAACGCUGCGAAUGCGUGGACAAAUAUGAUUGUUUUGACACAUAUGGGGUCACAUAUGAUUGCUGGCGUUAUACCUGCAUUAAAAAAACAACCACCGCGCGGCCUGUGACUAGAAAGCCUUCCACAUUUAGAGUCAAGACCUUGGAGCCCUAUUACUGCGAUUCGGACAGUGACUGCGUUGGCAGCAAAAAUUGCGAGGAUGGAAAGUGUAGGAUUACACAUCCCAGUGAUCCUUUUGAUAACAUAGGCGUACGACUGGGGACUUUGUUCGGUUGUACUUUCGUUGGCGCUGUACCACUGGUUUGGUUUUGUAACUGUUGGUUACCUCGGUUCCUAGAGAGACGUCGACUUCGUCGAGAGCGUCGACAGCAGGAAAGAAACUUGCGCGUGCGCACAGAACCUGGGAAUUCGAAUCACACUGCGGUCACGUCAGAAGUCACAUCUCUAGGAAGAGAAACUGAUGAACAUGAGUUUGUUAGCUGCUGCUAUCCACGAUGUCUUUGGAACUGGAACUUGCACGUGCACAGG